Cyclocybe aegerita is the source of this 360-nucleotide messenger RNA. NCBI's taxonomy places the organism in Eukaryota, Fungi, Basidiomycota, Agaricomycetes, Agaricales, Hemipholiotaceae. The record is from the annotation of a GenBank genome assembly.
AUGGCAAAUUCGCUCAUACGACUUGUCAUACGAGACUAUGUGCUCACGUUAGACCAGGUACAAUGGAUCGUAGGCGUCUUGAGCAACGAACACUCGGAACUUAGGAGCUUGCAGCUGCAUAUGCAUACCCUGAGCUGCGACCUGUUCGACCUGCUCGCUACCAAAUUGCCGAGACUCUACCACCUCGAGCUGUGCUUCCACUCGCUCGUGAGCAACGACGAUGGAUCCCCUAACUACUAUUACGACCCGUAUACCGAGAAGGCCCAAGCCUUUGUCACAGACAUGACUGACCGUCGAUACCCCGAGUGGGCCCUACGUCAUCUAACGGUCAGGCCCCUUUACCACCGCUCCGAGAGGUGA